Messenger RNA from Arachis stenosperma, 795 nucleotides. RefSeq lists its product as uncharacterized. The record is from RefSeq and is a predicted model, not a curated record. The transcript has 3 exons. Bases 1 to 795 code for a protein of 264 amino acids. Lineage: Eukaryota; Viridiplantae; Streptophyta; Magnoliopsida; Fabales; Fabaceae.
AUGCAGCGGCGAGCAUCUACUUUAGGAGACCAAAGCUCGGUUACACAACAUGGCCGAGAUAGAGACCGACUGAACAAUAGCCAUCCUGAACUACCAACAUGUACAAUUAAUUGUAUUUCCGGAGGUUUUGCAGGUGGCGGAGCCACAAGCUCGACAGCCGAUCAUGACAAUAGCGUAGCAAAUCUGGAUGACCCCGUUGUAAUCUCCCUACAGCUCGGAAAUCUCCUGGUUAAAAAGGUGUUGCUCGACCCAGGUAGCAGCGCCGACGUUCUCUUCUACUUAACAUUCCAGAAAAUGAAACUGAGCAACAAUGUCAUCCAACCUUCCAGUGGUGACUUGGCAGGAUUCUCAGGUGAGCGAGUCCUGGACAACACAAUUGCAACCAUUUACAGCGAUGCCCGAGAAGCCAGGGAAUGCUACAACAAUAGUCUCAAAAGACCUAACCGUAACACAAAAGCCCAAGUUCACAAUAUCGACAACAUGAACGACCAACACAUGCUGGCCGACCUUGAUCCCAGAGCAGGAACACUAGAAAGACCAACCCUAAUAGAAGACCUCGAUAAAAUCUAUUUCACAGAAAACUCAGACAAAUUCACAUACGUCGGCUCAACAUUAUCCUCAGAAGAAAAAAUGUCCUUCCAAGCUUUCUUACAACAAAAUGCCGACCUGUUUGCUUGGAUCCCAGCAGAUAUGCCAGGCAUUGACCCAUCCAUCAUAUCACACAAGCUAGCGUUAGAUCCAUCUGUCCGACCUAUAGCACAGAAAAAGAGAAAUCUCAGCCACGACCGAAAAUAA